GGGUAGUCUAACGAUCGGCUGUGCCGCUUGGUCACAUUGUUGCUGCCUAUCAAAAGAUGCUAUAGACGAAUGACGCUAUUGUCCCUACUGUCACCCAUCCCAGUAAAGGGUGGCUAGGCCUCGCAACCUCGUACGUAUUAUGAUCUAUCAUAAUCGUCGAACGCUGAACGCUGAACGCUGAACAAGAAGAGCGGGCAUGCAGUCUUGCAUUGUGAGAAUGUGGCUAUCGAAGGCAGUCUGGAGGAAUCCGCUUCGCCGAUGACGCCGAAACCACGUCUCGGUCCUCAUCGCCUCCGGUGAGACUAGUAUUAUAAGUCACCAUGUAGGGUACUUCAACGUUUUUGCCGAUUGUGUUAUGUGAGAAGCCCACUAGCGGUAUAUAUCAGACGUUGCAAAGUCCCUCUCGGAAGAUUGGAUGGACACAAGCACCUGUAAAGCUGCUUUCAAAUGUAAGAAAUCGCUGUCGCAAGCCUCCUAGCCGGAGCCGUACUAACUCACAUUCAUUUUCAGACGCCCUUUGUAGUAGCCAUAAUAAGCCCAGUUGCGUUCCUACAGAACUCGCCUCCAGCAAUAUCGGGUAACAGCAGCUAUCAUGGAGCUUGUAAUCAUUGGCUUUGGCCCAGUGGCGGGCUACAAGUACUCCAGGUGCAUACACAACGCAAUCGUGCACGGUAAUCUAAAUCGAUACCACAUCAUCGACCGCGAGUGCCAGCAGCAACAAGUUGAGGCCAGGCUUGCUAAGUUGCCUGUUCAACCUGCAUCGUGCACGUACAUUCCUGAAAACGUCUUGCGAGAUGGCACCGAUUCCGGCAUCGGAUGGCUGGUCCAGCACGGCCUGCUCACAAACGACGGAACGAGAAAGAAGAUUGUUCUCACCACGGAGCCGCAGUCGCAUGAUGCAUAUAUCAGGCAUGCAUUAGCACAACACUUUGACAUCUUGGUUUCCAAGCCCCUGAUAUUACCCAUUAAAGAUGGUGUCCUCGACCAUCGAGCUUUGAUGCCAGGCGUCCACGCCAUUGCGAAAGCAUCAGUGGAGGCCGGCGUCCAUUCUGCCAUGUUGUGUCUGGGUCGAUUCCACGAGAUCUACGAGAAGAAGCUUCGACAGCCAGUGGCGAUGAUGAUGCAGCGUUUACAGACACCAAUCACGUCUGUUCACAUCAAGACUGCCUCAGGGGUGUGGAAUCUCCCGUCCGAGUUCAGUCAGCGGGAAGACCAUCCCUACAAAUACGGCUACGGUAUGCUCAUGCACGGCGCCUAUCACUACAUCGACAUUCUGGCCCGGCUUCUCUUGUUGAACAGACAGCUUUUCCCAGAAGAAGAGUUUUUCAUCACGCUGCAAGGAUUCUCUGCCGGACCGCACGAUCAGCGCAUGCGGAUCGGAAACCUCGAACCAAACACUUCAGGUUACCGACCAGAGUUCUCCGAGUUGCAAGAUGGCCUUCCGUACGGCGAAACCGACAUUGUUGCAUCCUACGCCUUGAGGUUUCGGUCCUCCGGUCGUGUGCUUACGCUGGGAACCAUCUCGCUCGAGCAAACAACACCAGGUAUGCGCUCGUGGGGUCCGUUUCCAGAGGUUCCCUACAACAUCAAUGGCCGGUUGCAUUGUACCGACAUUGACGUGAGGCUGGGCACAGCGUUUUCAAUUGCCACAAACGUGACGAAACAUCCUAUACAAGCUCGUUUGGGCGAUACCGAUGUUCGUGGCGUGAAUUCUGCAACAGUUGUCACGAGAGCGAACGCUCGGAUUGCUCGGACCCAAGGAUUCAUUCGUCAGGAGACCUUCGAGCGUCCCUACGGUAAAUCGUAUUCUUACACGGCAGAAACUGAAAUAUUUGAGAGGUGGCUCCAAGAUAAACCCACCUACAGCGACCUGCAGUCACAUGUCCCCUCAUGCGCUAUACUUGAUGGACUUCUCAAGCUGGCUGCGGCUGACUGGCGUGGCGACAUUGAGGUAGACUUCGACUACCCAGCUCCCGAGUGCCCAAAAGUUUCACAGUACGACGACCCGUGGUACGCAUAUAUGGCCGACGACGUGGCGUUUUCCUCUGAGCACCCGACCAGGUGACCGUACUCGGUGUGACAAGUGAUUUCUGUGGGCCCUGGAUCGGCCAGGAGGCGCCCUAGAGUCGCACAAAAUCCGCCUGAUUUUGAGGAGAGAAGACAGGGUGUGAGAAACGAACGGCACACAUGCCUAGGCAUUGCAUCAGGCCCAACCGAAGAAUUGUUUGAGCCCACCUCAGCUAGGUAGUUCAAAAGACAUCCCGGAUUGCCGGAUUAGAAGCUAGCGUGUUGACGCUAUGCGGGCCCUCUGCAGUGGAUAUAUCGAGGUGAUUAGCCGUCCUCAUCAUGCUGUAUCUUCUUCUUCUUCUUCUUCUUCUUAUCUGCCGACUUUUGUCCUUCUUGUCCACUAGAAGGCCUGACAGUGUCAGAUUCUCCCUCAACAAUGCGCCGGGUGUCUAUUAUAGUCCCCAGCUUUAACGCGGGUUAUUACCUCCGCGACUGUGUAUCCUCGAUACGACAGCAUACAGCAGGUGUCGAUAGAGAAGUGAUUGUGGUGGACGAUGGUUCGACAGACGAGAUGAGCGUCCGCGUGAUAGAAGAAUUGGCCUCUGAGCCGGAUCUCAAAGUGAUCCGCCAUGGCAAGAACCUCGGCGUCCAAUUCGCUCGCAACACAGGCCUGAAGGCAGCUGGGGGAGACUACAUUGUUUGUCUGGACGGAGACGACGUUUUGCUGCCAAUCUUGGAGCAUGGAAGCUUUCUAUCGGAAGCGACACGAAUCCUCUCCGAGAAGCCCGAGGUCGCAUUCGUACACACCAUGUCGGAGAUGUUUGGGGACUUCAGUGGCUUGACGAUCUCCUCGUACCCUCUCCGUGAGGAAAUGGUUGCCCGAAAGCACCAUAUACACAUCGCUAUCGUGUAUCGCCGUACCGAGAUCUCUCAGGGUCUGCAUUACAUGGAGACGGUGCCGAAGUGGCAGGACUGGGCGUUUGGGGCCUCUUUGCUCGCGCGCAGGUGGGCAAGGAGGGAGCAAUUGGAGAUUGGUUUCGUCAAGGGUCCUGGGUAUGGCUACCGCAUUCAUUCUGCAGUUGCUCGAAUUUCUCAGACUGAGGUCCGUGAGCACGAUGCCACACGGCUGGUGAUCGAAGCCCAUACGGAUUACUUCGCCUCAAGACUCCCACAUGUGACGAACAAUGUAGAGGAUCUGACUGCAAUUGUGGUGGCAUCCAAGCCGAGCGCGCUUGCGGAUCUGCUGUUCAUGGCAUCUUUUGAUCUGGAGCAGGCCUUGGGUGUUGCUCGGGAUCGCGGAUACCAACUCGGUUCAGCCCAGGUCGACCGGCUUGGAAUCCCCUAGAGUUCGUUUGCGGUAAACACAUAGAUACGAACAAAAUCGCCAAGGCCACUGUGUGUAGACUACUUGCAAGCAGAACUGGCGCUCCAGACCAGGCAUUACCAUGAGCCAAGUCUCCAUGUGAAUGUUGCAGUCAAGAUUGCCGGAAAUGAGUGCCCCAAAGCUUUGUGAUAUGGCGCCGGCCGCGUACAGCGACGCCACUGUAGUCCACGGGAAAAGAGCGAUAAUAGCACACCGGAAGGAAAUCAGCAACCUCCAGAAAGGCAAGCUCAUUCGGCACGGAAACAAUUUUGCAGUCUUUGAGAAGGCAGUGAGUUGUUUUCGAGUAGUGACGAGUGCAGAUAAUGUCCUCGAAGACCGCCAUCAAACGAGCGUAGACCAGAUACUGGGAGAAUUCCCGGAGGAAUAUGAGGAAGCAUAGCUGCCGUCCAUAUCGCGAUGAAGUGAAUGAAGAAUGGUCUUGCUGGACAGUCUCAAGAGCAUUCUCAGCCUCUGGCGCCUGGCUAGCAGUAACUUCGUAAUGCUCAUCGCGAAUAUACAAGAGUAGAGGGGUCUGUUCCAGCACAAGUGUAGCCAUCCAUCGGAAUGGCAGGUGGAGAGUGAGCAAGGUGCCCGGAAGAGUUCCGUAGAGCGUAGUAGGUGCUGCGGCUGAAUCAGGCCUUUGAACGAGCCUGCAUGCAGAGUUCUUAUCGGAUCACCGUGCCUCUCGAGUGCCACAAUCGGCUCAGAUACCGCAUCGAGAAUGUCGAGAAGGCCGGUGUCAACUCCGCUCCCGUUCGCCACAGCUGCGCCAAAAACAGGUAUUAACCGUUUCCCCAGCGGCUCCCGUACUUAUUCUACUGUUCCCAUCAUAACUCAGAAGAACCUUCUUGAGCCCUGACUGCAUUGCGACUGUCUUAUCCAGCAUUUGUGACUUCCUCCCCUUGUGUUGCUAUGCCUCUGACUGGAACUAGGGAGCCUGAUCCGUUUUGUGACUCCGGGGAAUUCAACAUUUCGGACGUGGACAGCGAAGUAGAAUGUGCGGCUCAACUGCUUAGACUACUCGAUUUUCCUGGCAUGACCUCGCGAAAAGACACCGUCGCUGCUGCCAAUGUCAAAACCUUCCCGUGGGUGUUCCAGCCCAAUACUAAGGCCGACAAUUGCGCAGAUGUGAGUCACUGGCUCCUCAGGGGUGACCGCUUCUACUGGGUGACCGGCAAGGCAGGUUCCGGCAAAUCGACCUUGAUGAAUUUCCUCUUGACGUCUCCAGAAACGGAGGCCGCGCUUUCUAAAUGGGCUGGCAACGCAGGCGUUGUGCUUGUAUCUUACUUUUUCUGGAAUUCUGGCAAGCCUCUGCAGAAAAGUAUCCUUGGCUUACUCCGGGCUUCCGUGUACCAAAUUCUGGAGAAUGAUCGCAGUAUGGCGAGGAUCGUGGAGAGAGUUUUGUUUGAGUCUCGAUGCUCAUCGACGGGCUGUCCUCCAUUUCGCGAGACUGUGUUAUCCGAAUCAAAGCUCUGCGAGGUCUUGUUGGCUCUGCUUGACCAUGGCAAAUCGCAAUCCUCCAGCUACUGCUUCUUCAUCGAUGCACUCGGAGAAUGCGAAGGAGAUCGCACCGUGCUGCUGAGUUUGCUUGAGAAGUUGGUCGAGCGCCCUCACGUCAAGACCUGUUGCUUUACGCCGGCGAAAGGAUGAGACAGCAGUUAGCACGGACAAAGCAGGCAAUUGCCGAAUCGAAUGUGGAGAAGCUUGCCUCGGAAAUUGUCGCGAGGUCCAAUGGCAUCUUUCUAUGGGUUGUGCUUGUAACGUGCGAGAUGAACGAAGGGCUUGCAAGAGGUGACAGUAUUGACGUACUGCUGAGAAGACUAGACGCGUCGCCUCCAGAGAUACGCGAUCUUCUUCCAGUCAUACUAGACAGGCGUGCUGAUGCAUUAUUCCGAGACAGCGCUAUGAGAUACCUGUCAUUGCGUGCAGCAUCGAGCGAGCCGGUAGACCUUCUGACAUUUUCCAUGGCGUGUCUCGAGAACAGCCAUGCUGCGGAACGAGACCAACUGAUGUCAAUCUCGAUGGACGAUGCACAGCCUAUGGUUCAAGAAAUUGCAGAGACGUUGUCAGCUCGUACUGCCGGCUUGCUCGAGGUGUCGUGCGAUCCGAUUCAAUCAGGAUAUGAGGUCAAGCAUCCCAUAUUCUUACUCAUGGCCUCCAUUGCUUACUCCAAGCAUCCGUUCGGGUUGGCACUUGGCUUCGCCAUCACGAACAAGGCCGCACGCUAUCCGCACGUGCAUAUCGCCAAGCAGUUCAAUUCGCAAAGUCGAUUGAUGCCGGAGCUUGAUCCGAGAAAGCACUGCCAAGAAGGAUUUCUGAAGGAUUUCUGAACAAUGACAUUGGCAAAUCCAUUCGUUUGGAGUCUAGUUUGGGGUCCAUGUGGGUAUACUGUUGCCCUAUACCCACGUUUUUUUACUCUAUGCAGAGACUGGCGCAGGUUUUUUUUUAACCGGGAAAUUAGCGACGAAGCACACAGUGCAAGGAGGCGCGUAGCGUACGCGAGGCCGUAGGAGACUGCCCUGCAUGACUCAUGAGAUUGUUAGCUUAUGAAACU
Molecule: messenger RNA, 5924 nt
Organism: Sphaerulina musiva SO2202
Lineage: Eukaryota; Fungi; Ascomycota; Dothideomycetes; Mycosphaerellales; Mycosphaerellaceae
Exons: 3
Coding region: 593-2065 (490 amino acids)
Source: RefSeq, a predicted model, not a curated record